CCCAGACUAGAGGAAUGAUAUCUAAACAGACUAGAGGAUUGUUAUCUAAACAGACUAGAGGAAUGUUAUCUAAACAGACUAGAGGAAUGUUAUCUAAACAGACUAGAGGAAUGUUAUCUAAACAGACUGGUAUCCAGACUAGGUUAUUUCCUGUUAGAUGUUCUAGAGGUGUUAGUUCUACCAGCUGUUUUAACAACAUGCCAUAUUUCCAGCUAUUUCUCUCAAGGUACGGCUUCAUAAGACCGGUGAACUGGGAGGAGCUCCAGUUUGACCAAUCAACAGGCAUUUCUAACGAUGAAGACUUCCCCGGGGAGGAAGACCUAUCUGGGAUACAGGAGGGAGACUCAUCGUUGUCACGUGCAGAGACUGAUGAUGAUGAUGAUGAUGAUGAUGAUGACGAAGACUCUCCAAAUCCCACUGAAAGCCAAGCCUUCAUCUCAGCUCUCAGAGACUUCCAGAUGGUGUCCGGCCUGUCUGUCACAGGGCUGUUUGACGACGCCACCAAGGCUGCCAUGAACAAGCCAAGGUGUGGGGUCCCAGAUAAGGAGACGGAUGAUGCUACUGAGGAAGUACACAACUCCACCAGCUCAGCACUUGGUAUCAACACCGCCACCUGGCUAACUAAGAACACAGACACCUCAGAAUACUCUAACCAAACAUUCAGUGGUGUUUUAAAUGCCUCCGCUACUGAUUACACAGUGGACAAUAACAUAUUCACUGACCUUUCUAAUGGCACUGAUGGAAACUAUACAGAGGUUGACAAUUCAUUCAGUGACAUUUUUAAUAGAACUGUUAGUACCCACAAAGGUGAUAUAUCUGCCAGUAGCACAACAGAAUACUACGACCCAGUCGGUGAUACUCUCAAUUAUUCUGCUAUGAACAACACAGAGAAUAACAGCAAUGCACACAGUCACACAGGGAACGACCCAACCAGUGCUACUGACAGACCUCAUCAGAGACCUCCUCCUACCACUGCUACUGACAGACCUCAUCAGAGCCCUCCUCCUACCACUGCUACUGACAGACCUCAUCAGCGUCAGAGCCCUCUUCCUACCACUGCUACUGACAGACCUCAUCAGAGCCCUCCUCCUAACACUGCUACUGACAGACCUCAUCGGAGCCCUCCUCCUACCACUGCUACUGACAGACCUCAUCAGAGGCCUCCUACUACAACUGCUAAUGACAGACCUCAUCGGAGCCCUCCUCCUACUACUGCUACUGACAGGCCUCAUCAGAGGCCUCCUCCUACUACUGCUACUGACAGACCUCAUCAGAGCCCUCCUCCUACCACUGCUACUGACAGACCUUAUCGGAGCCCUCCUCCUACCACUGCUACUGACAGACCUCAUCAGAGCCCUCCUACCACUGCUACUGACAGACCUCAUCGGAGCCCUCUUACUACCACUGCUACUGACAGACCACAUCAGAGCCCUCCUCCUACCACUGCUACUGACAGACCUCAUCAGAGGCCUCCUCCUACCACUGCUAAUGACAGACCUCAUCGGAGCCCUCCUCCUACCACUGCUACUGACAGACCUGAUCAGAGCCCUCCUCCUACCACUGCUACUGACAGACCUGAUCAGAGCCCUCCUCCUACCACUGCUACUGACAGAUCUCAUAAGAGCCCUCCUCCUACCACUGCUACUGACAGACCUCAUCAGCGUCAGAGCCCUCCUCCUAUCACUGCUACUGAUAGACCUCAUCAGAGCCCUCCUCCUACCACUGCUACUGACAGACCUCAUCGGAGCCCUCUUCCUACCACUGCUACUGACAGACCUCAUCAGAGCCCUCCUACCACUGCUACUGACAGACCUCAUCGGAGCCCUCUUACUACCACUGCUACUGACAGACCACAUCAGAGCCCUCCUCCUACCACUGCUACUGACAGACCUCAUCAGAGGCCUCCUCCUACCACUGCUAAUGACAGAUCUCAUCGGAGCCCUCCUCCUACCACUGCUACUGACAGACCUGAUCAGAGCCCUCCUCCUACCACUGCUACUGACAGAUCUCAUAAGAGCCCUCCUCCUACCACUGCUACUGACAGACCUCAUCAGCGUCAGAGCCCUCCUCCUAUCACUGCUACUGAUAGACCUCAUCAGAGCCCUCCUCCUACCACUGCUACUGACAGACCUCAUCAGAGUCAGAGCCCUCCUCUUACCAUUGCUACUGACAGACCUCAUUGGAGCACUCCUACCACUGCUACUGACAGACCUCAUCAGCGUCAGAACCCUCCUCCUACCACUGCUAAUGACAGACCUCAUUGGAGCCGCACUCCUACCACUGCUACUGACAGACCUCAUCAGCGUCAGAGCCCUCCUCCUACCACUGCUAAUGACAGACUUCAUCGGAACCCUCCUCCUACCAGUGCUACUGACAGACCUCAUUGGAGCCUAACUCCUACCACAGCUACUGACAGACCUCAUCAGCGUCCGAGCCCUCCUCCUACCACUGCUAAUGACAGACCUCAUCAGAACCCUCCUCCUACCACUGCUAAUGACAGACCUCAUCAGAGCCCUCCUCCUACCACUGCUAAUGACAGACCUCAUCAGAGCCCUCCUCCUACCACUGCUACUGACAGACCUCAUCAGAGCCCUCCUCCUACCACUGCUACUGACAGACCUCAUCAGAGCCCUCCUCCUACCACUGCUACUGACAGACCUCAUCAGAGCCCUCCUCCUACCACUGCUACUGACAGACCUCAUCGGAGCCCUCUUCCUACCACUGCUACUGACAGACCUCAUCAGAGCGCUCCUACCACUGCUACUGACAGACCUCAUCGGAGCCCUCUUACUACCACUGCUACUGACAGACCACAUCAGAGCCCUCCUCCUACCACUGCUACUGACAGACCUCAUCGGAGCCCUCUUCCUACCACUGCUACUGACAGACCUCAUCAGAGCCCUCCUCCUACCACUGCUACUGACAGACCUCAUCAGAGCCCUCCUCCUACCACUGCUACUGACAGACCUCAUCGGAGCCCUCUUCCUACCACUGCUACUGACAGACCUCAUCAGAGCGCUCCUACCACUGCUACUGACAGACCUCAUCGGAGCCCUCUUACUACCACUGCUACUGACAGACCACAUCAGAGCCCUCCUCCUACCACUGCUACUGACAGACCUCAUCGGAGCCCUCUUCCUACCACUGCUACUGACAGACCUCAUCGGAGCCCUCCUCCUACCACUGCCACUGACAGACCUCAUCAGAGCCCUCCUCCUACCACUGCUACUGACAGACCUCAUCGGAGCACUCUUACUACCACUGCUACUGACAGACCUCAUCAGCAUCAGAACCGCGUGGCCUCACUGCUGUCCAAGCGGAGGCAGAAGAGACAUGUGGGGAGACGUGCAUGGGGAAACAUGGCAUUCUCCAAAAUGGUGCUGAAGUGGAGGCUGAUAGGAGAGGGUUAUAGCAGUCAGCUGACCAUACAGGACCAGAGACACAUCAUUAGCCUGGCCUUCAGGAUGUGGAGCGAGGUGUCUCCCCUGGAGUUUAUAGAGGACACAUCCUCUCCCCUGGCGGAUGUAGACAUCAAACUGGGUUUUGGAACAGGGAGACACUUGGGAUGCAACCAGAAGUUCGAUGGUACUGGACGAGAGUUUGCUCACGCCUGGUUCCUGGGAGACAUUCACUUCGAUGACGAUGAACAUUUUACUGCACCUAACACUGGCAGUGGGAUCAGCCUGCUCAAAGUGGCAGUGCAUGAGAUAGGCCACGUCCUGGGUCUGCCUCACAUCUACAGGACUGGUUCCAUUAUGCAACCCAGUUACCUGCCCCAGGAAUCAGGCUUCGAGAUCAACUGGAUGGACAGGAAGUCCAUACAGCACCUCUAUGGGGGCUGUAAGGGUCAGUUCAACACAGUGUUUGACUGGAUCAGGAAGGAGAGAACCCAGUACGGUGAGGUGGUGAUUCGUUUCAACACCUACUUCAUGAGGGACGGCUGGUACUGGCUCUAUGAGAACAGGACCAACCGAACCCGCUAUGGUGACCCGGUGGCUCUUCAGGUGGGCUGGCACGGCAUACCCCCCGACGGGGUAGACGCAAGUGUUCACGUGUGGAACAGGAACACUGAUGCUGUCUACUUCUUUAAAGGCACCCAGUACUGGAGGUAUGACGAUGACAACGACCAGGUGUUUACAGUGGACCCUGAGGGACACCUCUACCCUAGACUCAUCUCUGAGGGGUUCCCAGGGGUGCCCAGUCCUAUAGACACAGCCUUCUAUGACAGGAGGGACUACCACAUCUACUUCUUCAAGGGCACCUAUGUGUAUGUGUUCGACGUGACAGCCAACCGCGUGUCCCCAGGCUUCCCCAGGAAGAUCACAGCUGUGUUCCCAGCAGUAGUGUCUGGGGAUCACCCGGGCGGUAGCAUAGACGCCGCCUACUUCUCCUACACGCACAACGCUGUCUUCCUGUUCAAGGAUACACAGUUCUGGAAGGUGGUGGGGAGGAGCAGAGACCGCUGGAGGAGACCGGCGCUGCCACGCAACGGCCUGCUGCCACACAGGAAGGUGGAGGAACAGUGGUUUGACAUUUGUAACGUUCACCCCUCGGCCCUGAAAGUGGCCCGUCGAUGAGGGGGGGGGGGGGGCUAUAAGGAUUCUGUGGGAUUAGGGGAUACUGGACCCAGAUCGGAUGGCACUCGUACCAACUCUAAACAUGACACUGAGCGAGGAGCACAGACUGGCCCCGUAGCCAUGACAACAGAGUUCCUAAGGUGACUGCUGGUUUCACAGUAAACUGACUUAUAUCCAUUACAUAAUAAAUAUGUAUUAGUCUACAACACAUUUCAUUCAUUAUGAUAACUAUUGUUAACUAUUAUCAACCUUGUACAUGUCCACAAUAUAUAUUUAGUUGUUUCAAAAACAUUGUUAAUUUAAUAGUUUAAUGGCCACGAUUACAGACACCUGUGUCUUUUGAGACUAUAUAAACGAGUCAUCCCGCAGUGUUUAUACCCUGAUGAAGACGGCUUGGCUGUCGAAACGUUGGACAUUUGCAUCUGAGCUCCUAGAGUGGUGAGGAUCUCCUUUAUUUUUAUAUUGUAAUAGUUUACACAAUAUGUCGUUGAAGACAAUAAUGCCUUUUUUGGGCAUGUUCUUAUUUUUUUCUAUGUUGUAAAAGUUUUAUUUAUAUAAAAUCAGUUGUGUUAUAUGGACUGAAUUGAAUUGACAAAAACAACUCUGAAAACGCAGUUUUUAUUUAGACUGAGAUCAGAUACAUGUUCCCUAUUAAAGACUUGUAACAAACACAAACAA
Molecule: messenger RNA, 5255 nt
Organism: Oncorhynchus mykiss (rainbow trout)
Lineage: Eukaryota; Metazoa; Chordata; Actinopteri; Salmoniformes; Salmonidae
Source: RefSeq, a predicted model, not a curated record